UUACUUGAGAAAGGGGUCUGAAUAACCCUUCCUCUCCCACCACACAGGCAAAUGGAGAACCAGGCAGAUGGCAGAGAGGAGGGGAUGCUGAGAGGCAGACCCGUUGAACUAACAAUGAGUAAUCUAUGAUAUUCUGUGGUUAUGAGCACAUGUGUCGCAACAACAUUUAGCUUGGUAAUGUUUAAAUAAAUUGCUCUUCCGGGGUGUGACGCCUCGGCUCUCAAAACGAGGCCACUCUCCAGCUAGCUGCCUGCUUUGUUGUCCGUUCUCAGCCCGUUGUCAGGAACGCAACAGUGGUUGCUAGGGUAAGGACCCCUGCUUGCUUGCGGCCCACCAAAUAGCCAGUUUUUACUUUUGUUUUACACUUUUUGUUAUUGCUUUAAACAACCGUUAGUUGUUACAAUAUGCAACUAGUAAAUACGUAAAUAAAAGGCCACGAGUAUAAUUGAGCGGAAGGUGAUAUCUAACUAUAUAUUUUGCUACUUUUGUGAAACGGCAGCUCGCUACUUCCUCUCGAGCGUGAAUCACUUUUGUUGUCACCAUUUCCAAAAAGUAGCGUAGCUGUGCAAAGUUAAGUUCACACUAGUAUGUACACUAGGCUGCUAGCUCGGUCAAGGUGUGUACAAGUACACACGUAUCCUGUGCUCACGCGGGAGGAAUGAAACAGCCGCUCGUCCGCUGUCCGACCCGGGAGAAUUUACGGUGCGACGUGUUAACCUCCUUCCGUUAACCGUCGACAUGAACUCCUAUCACGUCUUGGAGGUGGUGGGAGAGGGCUCAUUUGGUCGAGUUUACAAGGGAAGGAAGAGAUAUACUGGCCAGGUGGUGGCUCUGAAGUUCAUGCCGAAGGUGGGUCGUUCUGAAAAGGAGCUGCGCAGUCUCAAAACCGAGAUUGCGAUCAUGAGGGGUCUUCAACAUCCACAUAUUGUUCAACUCUUUGACAGUUUCGAGACUGAAACUGAGGUUGUGGUUGUAACCGAGUAUGCAGAAGGUCAGUUGUUUCAGAUUCUUGAGGAUGAUGGACAUUUACCAGAGAGGCAGGUCCACGAGAUUGCCUGCCAGCUGGUCUCAGCUCUGUAUUAUUUACACUCCCAUCGCAUUCUUCAUCGUGACAUGAAACCACAAAAUAUCCUGUUGGGGAAAAGUGGGGUGGUGAAACUGUGUGACUUUGGGUUUGCUCGGUCCAUGAGUGUCUCCACCAUGGUGCUGACCUCCAUCAAGGGAACGCCACUGUACAUGUCUCCUGAGCUGGUGGAGGAGAAGCCAUAUGACCACACUGCUGAUCUCUGGUCUCUAGGUUGCAUCCUCUAUGAACUCCACACGGGGGCGCCUCCCUUCUACACCAACUCCAUUUUCCACCUGGUGCAGCUUAUAGUGAGGGACCCAGUCAAAUGGCCAGACACGAUGAGCGACACCUGCACGAGUUUCCUGAAGGGUUUAUUGACCAAAGACCCUCAGAAGCGUUUGUCAUGGCCGGAUCUCCUGCAUCAUCCCUUUGUUGCUGACGGUGUUUUAGUGUUGUCAGACACGGGCUUGUUCAGCCCUCUGACGGUCACACCCAGCCCAGACAUGAUGGCCCUGAAACUUCAGCAAGUGGCGGCAAAGACGGUACCGACGACUAGAGGGAUCGGAUUACUGCGGAAGGCCACGGAACAGAUGAACAAUGGAAAUAGAGGGAACCCAGUAGGCGGUGACGAUGUGAAAAAAGAGAUGGAUGGAGUGGAAAAUGAAAGGGUCAACUAUGCAAUGGCGGCAGCAGCAUCCCCGAGAGCCAAGCCGUCCAGUGUUGCCGCUGCUACCUCGGGUCACUCGGUGACGACGGCUGCCAAUCAAAGCCUACCCCCAAAGAGUCACGCCUGUGUGAAAUCAAAACACAGAGGUCAGAUUAGCCGGGACUAUGAACAGGAAUUUCCCUCCGUCGAGGUUGGGCCGCGACUCGUGCAGAGAGGCAACGCAGACAGCCGGACCGCAGUGAACAGGCUGGAUGUUGACUGUGAGGACUAUUGGGAGAAACUGGCCCAAGAAUCUGAUCCAAGCAGGCAGCAGAAUGAAUUAUUAAAUUACAGUGCAGUUCUACCUCAACUUAAAUCCAAGAUCCUAGCAUUUAAAGCUCAGCUGACAGGUGGCGUUGUGAAAGAAGCGUGGCGGAUUCACCUCCCGCUGAAGGUCUUGCGCAACCUGAUUCUGACCUCUGACCUUGAGAAGUCACAUCCUAUUGGUCAUGAACUUGGACUACCCCGUGUCCUCUUUGACCUCGUCCAUGAGGCCAUCGGCAACUCAAAUUUCAUCACGCAACCGUGGAGUCUCCCGGCAUACGGAGAAAUGAUUGUUGUGCUUUUGAUCUACUGGGAGAAGCACUGUGACUGGGUGGAAGAAGAGCACAGUCUAGACGAGUUCCCCAAGCCUUUCAUCACAAUUCUCAGUCAACCAACCCUCCUUCCUUUGGUGCCUCUGGCUGCGUGUGUUUUAUCUCUGUUAACUCAACACGACGUCCAUGUCAAAGUGGAGAUGGACACUCUGACAUCCUUGCUGAAAGAAAUGCUUUUGGACUCGUAUGAGCCCCAACGGUCUCUUCCUCCUGGCUUUGGACUCUGUGACGGCCUCCUGUCUUUAGUCCUGCACACCCUCUAUGAGCAUGAAAACAGCUCUGGAUCUUCAUGUUUGGAUCCAGCAAUGUUUCUGGAUCUAUGGAAAACAAUUGGCAAUUCACUAGCAAGGACAACACCAGACCCAGACUUCUGUUCGACGAAUGGGCUUCAUUCCUUUCUGUCUACUGCACUGUUUGUCUUCACCAAGGAUCCGUACUCGUGCCCGGCUCUGUUUUCUGAGCAUGAAUCAAAAUGUGUCUUCACUCUGGGCCAACUGCUGGACACUGACAGUCUUCACUCGACUGCUGGAGGCGAUCCCGGGAGACCGGAGGGGGACGUGACUCACGGCAGUCUGUCUGUGUUGAGCUGCAACUUGUUGUGCUUUCCCUUUGCUCUGGACGUGCCUUCAGGCGCCAUGUCCACCAUUUUACAGAUGUACGACAGUUGUGGAAUAGUUUCACGCCUCCUGACGGUGAUUCAAACUCUUCCUCCUCCGAUGUUAGAGCUGCCGCUCAUCCUGAUGAGCCGUUUGCUCCUGUGUGACCCCGAGCGCUCGGUUUCCCGCCUCGGAGAAGCCGCUUGUGGUUUUUUCGCACCGCCGAGCGUCGGCCGGCUCGCCGCCUCGAAACACCGAAAUGCAAGCUCCCUGCUCUCUGACUUUCUGCAGCUGGAUGCGCUGUGGGAUUCUGCCGUGGAGCUCUUAACCCUGUUGUCCCAAGUAGCCCGCUGUUGCCCUCGGCCAGCCCACCUCCGGCUUUACGUGGGAGCCCCAGCGCUGCACCAGGCCCUGGCUCACUCUUCUGAGCAGAUCCGGGCUGCCGCGUGCAGACUUCUUGGACAUUUGGAUCCAUUCGGGCCUCCUUGGCUUGACACCUUGCAACCGGACAUGUUCAAAAGCUUAACGAACUGUCUUCAUGACUCCUGCAUCCCUGUCCGCCGGUUGGCUUGCAGGGCAGUUGGGAACUGGUUGGGGUAUAUUGCACGAGGGGCCAGGUUUAAAAUGGGUUGCUCCGAUGCAAAGGGCAUGGAUGCCCCAGGAUGCGGCAAAGGGAAGGCACACAACGAGGCAGCAGGAGAGUUGGCUACUAUUCUAGAACAGGGGUUUGACGAUGAGGAGGGGCGCAGGUGGACCGAGGAAGCCAGGCAGACGGCGGUCAUGCUGACGUCUCUGAUUGCUGACCCCGAUGCCCCCACUCGCCGUUACUGUUGUGCGGCUCUGGGAAACCUGGUCCAUGUUGAUGGAGCUGUAUCCCUGUUGGUGGAGGAAGACACGGCCGGCUCGCUUCUGAGAGCUGCGUGCAUGGAUUCCUAUAAUUCAGUGAGACAAGCUGCCAUGGCAACCCUGCGCCUGUACAGCCAGCAGGACGCACUCCGUCAGGUCCUGAGAUCCCUCGAUGCCCCUCUGAAACUUCUUCAGGCUUCACAACAUGCACCUCAAUCACAAUGUGACUAUCAGCAGCUCAUCCAACAGCUGUGAGUGAGUCCAGUUGAAUGACAGCAGAUUUAAAUGUCAUGUGUAAAUAUGUCUUCUCUUUCCUUAAAUUACAAAAGUCCUUCCUCCUGGUUCUUGAGCAGUUUGGCAGAAGACAACAAAUCCCUUUUUAUUCUUUUUUAUUUAAAGAUUAGUGACCUUCAUCAGAUCUUUGUUGGCACAGCAGAAAUGUGUGUUGAAAUAAAACUAAAAUGUGUUGUUCCUGUUA
Messenger RNA from Pseudoliparis swirei, 4288 nucleotides. RefSeq names its product serine/threonine kinase 36 (fused homolog, Drosophila) (gene stk36). Lineage: Eukaryota; Metazoa; Chordata; Actinopteri; Perciformes; Liparidae. The transcript has 20 exons. The coding region runs from base 739 to 4065 and encodes 1108 amino acids. Gene Ontology annotation, biological process: protein phosphorylation. Gene Ontology annotation, cellular component: cytoplasm. The record is from RefSeq and is a predicted model, not a curated record. Gene Ontology annotation, molecular function: protein kinase activity; ATP binding.